Messenger RNA from Cuculus canorus (common cuckoo), 14685 nucleotides. RefSeq names its product diacylglycerol kinase iota (gene DGKI). Gene Ontology annotation, molecular function: protein binding; ATP-dependent diacylglycerol kinase activity. Lineage: Eukaryota; Metazoa; Chordata; Aves; Cuculiformes; Cuculidae. The transcript is spliced from 34 exons. Gene Ontology annotation, cellular component: nucleus. The coding region runs from base 146 to 3199 and encodes 1017 amino acids. The record is from RefSeq and is a predicted model, not a curated record. Gene Ontology annotation, biological process: intracellular signal transduction; regulation of synaptic transmission, glutamatergic; lipid phosphorylation.
GGCCGCGCUGCCAUUUGCAGCCUCCGCGGCUCGCAGCGCUCCCCGCCGCCCCUGCGCUCCCGCAGCCCCGCUGCGCCUGCAGCCGCCGCCCGCUCCCCCGCUGCCUUCUCUCCCUUCUCCGCUUUGGCCCCGCCGCCCCGCCGCGAUGAACCCCCCCGCCGCAGCCGGCGGGGAGGAGACGGGGGCGGCGGGCGGCUGCCGGGGGGCUGAGGGCGGCGGGGAGGCGGCGGGGGCUGCCGGGGUCCCCGAGGAACCGGGGCUGUCGGCGGCAGACGAGUCGCUGGAGGAGAAGCUGCGGAGCCUCACCUUCAGGAAGCAGGUGUCCUACAGGAAAGCAAUCUCCAGAUCAGGCCUCCAGCACUUGGCUCCUGUGCAUUCCCUCAACAUUGCAGUCUCCAAUGGACCUGUGAAGGAACCAAGGGCGGCCUUAGAGUGGACUGAAAACGCUGUGAAUGGAGAGCAUCUGUGGCUAGAGACGAAUGUUUCUGGGGACCUCUGCUACCUUGGUGAGGAAAGCUGUCAAGUCAAAUUCUCAAAAUCUGCGCUGCGGAGGAAGUGUGCUGCCUGCAAGAUUGUGGUCCACAACGCGUGCAUGGAGCAGUUGGAGAAGAUUAAUUUUCGCUGCAAACCAACUUUCCGAGAAGGAGGCUCCAGAUCUCCAAGAGAAAACUUUGUCAGACACCACUGGGUGCACAGGCGGAGGCAGGAGGGGAAAUGUAAGCAGUGUGGAAAGGGCUUUCAGCAGAAAUUCUCCUUCCAUAGUAAAGAGAUUGUGGCCAUCAGUUGUUCCUGGUGCAAGCUGGCGUUUCAUAACAAAGUCACCUGUUUCAUGCUUCAUCACAUUGAGGAGCCAUGUUCCUUGGGGGCUCACGCUGCUGUCAUUGUGCCUCCCACCUGGAUCAUUAAGGUGAAGAAACCUCAGGUGGUCUCCAUACCAGGAGACGAGCCUGAUUGGGCAGGAGACUGGAGCCCCGAAGGGGAAACGGGCGUCUCCUACCCCUAUUGGGAGGGUUGGCAGAACUCAUUAAAGACUUCAACACGGCGAAAGAAGAGAACAUCUUUUAAAAGAAAAGCCAGCAAGAGAGGCAAUGAGGAUAACAAAGGUCGGCCAUUUGUGAUAAAGCCUAUCUCCUCUCCACUCAUGAAGCCGCUGCUGGUUUUUGUCAAUCCAAAAAGUGGAGGGAAUCAGGGCACCAAGGUUCUCCAAAUGUUUAUGUGGUAUUUGAAUCCACGCCAGGUCUUUGAUCUCUCUCAGGAAGGGCCAAGAGAUGCGCUGGAGCUGUACAGAAAAGUGCCAAACCUGCGGAUUCUGGCCUGUGGUGGGGAUGGGACGGUGGGUUGGAUCCUCUCCAUUCUUGAUGAGCUGCAACUCAGCCCCCCGCCUCCUGUGGCUGUCCUUCCACUUGGCACUGGAAAUGACCUUGCCCGCACCCUCAACUGGGGCGGGGGCUACACAGAUGAGCCCGUGUCCAAGAUCCUGUGCCAUGUAGAAGAUGGGACCAUUGUCCAGCUGGACCGCUGGAAUCUCCAGGUUGAGCGCAACCCUGACUUGCCACAGGAUGAGCUGGAGGAUGGGGCACGUAAGCUUCCUCUCAAUGUCUUCAAUAAUUACUUUAGCCUUGGAUUUGAUGCACAUGUUACACUGGAGUUCCAUGAAUCUAGAGAAGCAAAUCCAGAGAAAUUCAACAGCCGAUUUAGAAAUAAAAUGUUUUAUGCGGGGGCAGCCUUUACAGACUUUCUGCAAAGAAGCUCAAGAGAUUUAUCCAAGCAUGUUAAAGUUGUGUGUGAUGGUACAGACCUGACUCCAAAGAUCCAGGAGCUGAAGUUCCAGUGUAUAGUGUUUUUAAACAUACCCAGAUAUUGUGCUGGCACAAUGCCCUGGGGAAACCCUGGAGAUCACAGAGACUUUGAACCUCAGCGCCAUGAUGAUGGCUACAUUGAAGUCAUUGGGUUCACCAUGGCCUCACUGGCUGCUCUUCAGGUGGGUGGUCAUGGAGAGAGGUUGCAUCAGUGCCGUGAAGUGACUCUUUUAACAUACAAGUCUAUUCCCAUGCAAGUGGAUGGCGAACCAUGUCGAUUGGCUCCCUCACUCAUUCGAAUCUCCUUAAGGAACCAAGCCAACAUGGUGCAGAAGAGCAAGAGGAGAACAUCUAUGCCUUUGCUGAAUGAUCCUCAUUCCAUCCCAGAUCGCCUGCGUAUCAGAGUGAACAGGAUUAAUUUACAAGAAUAUGAGGGGCUACAUUACGACAAGGAAAAACUCCGGGAAGCUUCCAUUCCCCUAGGAAUUAUAGUUGUACGAGGAGAUUGUGACCUGGAGACCUGUCGUAUGUACAUUGACCGUCUGCAAGAGGACCUACAGUCGGUAACUUCUACUACACAGAGAGUUCAUUACCAGGACCAAGAAAGCUCUUUUCCCAGAGUACUUUCUGUUCAGAGACUAUCUCCUAGAUGGUGCUUUCUAGAUGCAACUUCUGCUGAUCGUUUUUACCGCAUUGACAGAUCUCAGGAACAUUUGCACUUUGUGACGGAAAUUUCGCAGGACGAGAUUUUUAUUCUGGACCCAGAGGUGGUAAUGUCACAGCAGGUGGGGACUCCACCAGGAAUGCCUGAUCUGGUAGUGGAGCAGGCCUCCGGAAUAUCAGAUAGGUGGAACCCUGCAGCUCGAAAGAGGAUGCUGAGUGACAGUGGCCUUGGCAAGAUUUCCCCACACUACGAGGUACCUGACAAACAAAAGGACGCCAGCCAGACACAUAUGCUGCAGUCACCAGCCUCUUCAGAAGAUCAAGCGCUUUUACAGGCAGUCAUAGCUGGUGAUCUGCUGAAGUUCAUAGAAUGCUGUAAAAAGGGAGCCAAUUUGUUAAUCCAAGGACCUGAUCACUGCUCCUUGUUGCACCAUGCUGCCAAGACUGGGCAUGGUGAGAUUGUGAAAUACAUCCUGGAGCAUGGUCCAUCUGAAUUACUGGACAUGACAGAUAGUGAAACGGGUGAGACAGCAUUACAUAAGGCAGCCUGCCAGCGCCAUCGUGCCGUCUGCCAGCUCCUGGUGGAUGCAGGAGCCUCUCUGAGAAAGACAGACUCCAAGGGGAAGACUCCUCGUGACAGGGCUCAGCAAGCUGGUGACCCGGAUCUGGCCUCCUACCUGGAGAGUCGACAAAAUUACCAAAUGGUUUCCCACGAGGAUCUGGAGACAGCAGUCUGACGUCUGAAAGGUGUUGAAGAGGAUCCUUGGAAAUCACAAGGCUGUGCCUGAGGCACUUGGGCAUCAUGUGAGGAAGAAGCUGAUGGAAUCAACCGGUCUCUCACUCUCGUGGAAUAUACCUAAGGACAUGCCACCAGUUUCUAAGGGCUACUGAGUCUUGCCACGGAACAAUUAAGUUCCAUAAGUUAGCCCAUGAUGGAUGAGGUGGAACACUCAAAGGUCUGUGGAAUCCACGGGCCAUGGAAAUUUACCUUUAUUGCUUCCAGCAAGUAGCAUGAACUUCUCCCAUGUUCAUCUGUACGAUUUAUUUAAAAAAAAAAAAAAAAAAAAAAAAAAAAAGAGGAAAGAGAAAAGAGGGUGUGGAGGAACCAAACUAACUGGGACAUUAAAACACCCAACCAGGCUCUCCUCUGUCCCUACAGUUUCCUACAUUCCUUUUAUUCUCCCAUUCCCCUCACUUCUUUUGAGUUAAAUAGUACCUGUUAUCUCUGUGUUAAGUCUUCACAAAUGGUCAGGCAGUAGCAAAACAAUUUGAGGACCUCUGGAUGCCCUUAGAAAAAACCCAACAUUUUUACCAGCUGCAUUCCCUCCCUUGCCAUCCUCUUGGAAGCUAUGUCCUCAGUGCACAGUCACUGAGGAUUUUUCUCACUUUUGGAGAGGACACUGCCUAUUGUGUUGUGUCCCAGGCUAUAGGGGACAGUUAUAUUUACAGCAGUGACAGAACUUAACCUCCUCAUUGUUGCUGGGUAUACGGUUAUGGUUUCUUCAUGAUACAGUCAUUUGUAUGUCAUAAACCAUGUUGUGUGGCAGAGCUGAAAGUUACCAGUAAGAUUUCUCACACCACUGUUGAGUGUAUAACGACUGACCCAAUUCUGCUCAAGUUUUAGGCCUACCUAAAAAUUCUUAGCUAUUUUUUCACUUUUGAAAAGAUGGGGUUUACAUUGGGGAGAGUUCUGUGCAAGACAGAGGGAAUUCUGAUAGACUGACUUAUGGACUCAGUCCCCUUUGCGUUACAGCCAGAGAUAGGCAGGAGACCUAGAAGACCAGCAAGUCUGCCCAGGCUUACUGCUGUCAACAAAAGAAUGAACACUGCCGGUUGCAUGCGGAACAGGAAAAUCUUCUUUGACUGAACCUGUAAACUACCAGAUUCCCCAAGGGAACAACAUUUCAGAGAGGGUAUCCCAGUGGAGAAGGAAAGCAGCAGCUCUUUGCCUUGUUACCCACCAUGGGCUUGGAAACAUAAGGUUGUUUAGCUGCUGUAAAGGCCAGAUGUGUAUUCUGUACUCGUCUGUUCUCUGUCUUACCUCAAAGAUUGUAACUACAAAAGAAUUGAAAGCAAACACACAUACAUACAGGCACAGAGGAAAUGUUCACCUUUAGGUUUUCAGUUACUACAGACAAUUGAGGUGCCAGUAACAGCAGAGCUUUCACUUCCACUUUGUCUGACUAGUUCCCCUGAAAUGCUUAUGGACCACUUUUGGCAUAAUUCUUGCAAUAGAUUUUUAAAUCUUGCUUUGUUGUUUAUAUUGAAAGAUCCACCGGUGUUUGUUUUCAUGCGCCUUUCUAGGUGUAGGUCUCUGGUAGAUGCUAAUCAUUGGAAUUACACGCAAUUUGGAAACCAUGAAAAUAACUCAGGUCAUUAUUCAGAUAAGUUUUUCUUCCUUGGUAGAAGUUGUGGAAAAGAAAGGAAUGUGAUUUUUUUUUUCCAAAGUAAGAGUGAUAGUUGUGGCAGAGAGGGAGGAGCUGAAAAUUAUUUUUUUUUCUAUUUCCAAAAGUUCAUUUGAUAUGAGCAAAUAUUUCUUUAGUAUUUCUUCCUCUGGAAGGAUACUAUAUAUAUUUAUAAUCUAUAGAUACAUGAAAUGUAUUUUGUCUUAUUUUCUGUCUUCAAAUUUCUUGUUUAAAAAAUGAAAUAUGAAAGACAAAUUCCUUCCCUUAAUAAUCAUCAUGGGGCUUGUGGCGAAGGUCAGUAUGUGCAUAUAUUAGAACAGAAUUUGACAACUGCAAAAACAAAAAAUCGGAGUGUAAUUUUGGUGUAUGUGAAAUUCCCACAAGGAAGGUCCUCAUGUUGUGGUUUCAUGCCUUGCAUCAUUUCCCAUCUGUGAGGAAAGACAUUGCUGUAAUAUUUCUACAUCUCUGGUGAAAAAUAAGAAUUAUAUUAGUAUCAGUUUUAUCUUUUUGCAUUGUUUUACUGAAGUGAGAGAUAGAGAAAGCUUCAAUGACAGUAGGGCUGGGUUCUAUCCUGUGCUGAGAUCAGACUGGUGUCUGAGCAGAGGAUGGUCAGUGAGCCCAUUGUAGCUCUCUGGUCCUUUAGUCCCAUAAGGCAGGCGUAGCAGUAAGGGCUUGCUUAUUGCCAUAUGUGAAUUAUGGAAAGGAAGAUGGUUCUGGUCCCUCUUUGUCCUCUGUCUCAUCACCCAGUGGUCCUGCCCUUGGUGAGAUAUUCCUUGUGCCUAGAGGGUGGCCACAGCAGGGGCUGACUCUGGAGAAGCUUGGCAAGAGGCAGAUUUCCCGAUCCCCUUUGUGCCAUUCAGACUGCUCAAAGGAGCUUGGAGCACAUGGGAAAGUCUGGCUUGCCUUUUUUCCUCCGGCAGCUAGAGUAUGAUGCUAUGAUCAGAGUGAGCUUGUUGUGCCUCUGGAAAGGUGCCUGCACUGUGUACUCAGUAGGAUGCAGUUGCUGUAGGAUGAAAAUAACCCCCAGCACUGGAGAUAGGACAGGAGCUGGCUGUAUGUCGUGCCUUUAAUAUUCAAGAUGUCUCAAAGCACCGCACACGUUAGAUACUGUUGAUGUAUUGUAUUUGUAGAUAACAGAGCAUGUGUGGUUUUUUCUGUAAUGGCUCACACACAGAUAGGAAUAUCAGAAGUUGGUUCACCGAGGGAAGGAAUUUUGGGCCAGGAUGCUGCAGGAUUAUUUCUUAUACCUUUUCAGGUGCCAUGGGAUUCUCAAUUUUGGAUGACCACCAGAAGCAGGCAGACCAUGCAGCAGUUAAAGAUGACAUCUCUUGAGCACUUGAGGUCUAGCUUAGUACAGUAUCAUUAUAUCUGCACUGUGCAGGGCCCAAAUGUCAGCGUGCAGUAGGAACCCACUUAAAUUAUGUGUAAAAACAUUUUGGUUUACUAAAAGUGUCUAUUCUGUGACUAUGGCUAUUUAUGUGUGUAUGUUACUAUAUAUAUGUAUAUUUAUAAAUAUCAGUAUGCAUAUAUAUAAACACACACAUAUACGCACACACGCUUUUAGAACUGUGCCAUUUGAAUGACUAAGUACUAGGGAUGCUCAGCUACUGGGGUUGCUGGUCUGACGAAAUAUGGUUUUCCUUUUUAAUUUAUUAUUUGAAGGGGACCCUUUUCAAUAGAACUGAGGAGCUCCUGAUUUCUUCCAUUGUACUGGUUUUACUAUCUCAUUUUGAAGCUAAAUGGAGGGAAAGAAAAUAUUUAUAAUGUUGAAAAAAUAAACUUGAUUUUAUUAUUUAAUAGCAUCAGUUACUCUUAUUAUUUCAUGUUUCAAUGCUAGAGAUAUCUUUAUGUGUUAUUCAAGACAUAAUGAUGUCAUACAUUUCUCACUAAUUCUAGCAUCCCUUAGUAUUGUGAGCUGCGAGGCUGAAUGACUCAUGUAACACAGGAGUUCAUGGCAACUUUUGCCCAUUACAAAAUGGGCUUCAGACUCCAGUGGCUCUUUCACCAUUUCAUGUGAUGGCUUGUCUAUGUUUUAGUACUUUCAGAUGUCUGUAAAUGUUUUUACUGACACCGGUCACCCUUGCUUUUCCCAAGCAAAAAGUAAAAUUGCUUAUUCUCAACUCAUGGUGUCGUAGCCUGGAUUUGGACUACAUCAGAUGUCCCCUGCUGCAUGACGACUGUCAUACAGAAGCACCAUAGACAUAAAGAAAAUAGAAUAAAAUUGAUGUUUUGUUGCCAUUGAUCUUCCCACUUAUAUUUGCAGGCUGUUGUUAUUAUGGAUUAAUAGAGAGGGCACAUGUUUUUUUCUGGUGGUCUGACUGUGGGAGGUUUGUUUGAGUAGUAUUUGAUGUCCUCUUAUGUUCAUUUUUGUCUGUCUUUGCUGUGACAAUGACACGCAUGGCAGUGAAAGUCACUAGCACAUGACCUCACCUAAAAAAUGGCUAUUUUCUUUUCAGCCAUCCCACAUGCCUCCUGCAGAGCAUGCUUAUAUGUUGACCCUUCCUGCAUAUCAAAAGCAUGUUGAGAUGAUCUGACUUUGGGCAAAAGUGAUGAAAUGGGCAAGGUACAUAGAUAGCCUUAAGCUUACAGGGGGGUUAAUGUUACUCAAGAAAUGUAUGGAUAUACCGGGAAUUUGGAUGCCUUGAAAACACUCCAAGGACAAUUCUGUCCUUGCACUCCAUGUACUCCAAGAAAGAAACAGUUCCUCAUACUUAUCCAUUUGAAUUCUGUCAUUUUUUUUCCCCCAGUUCUUGCUUCUUUUGCACCAGACUAGCAUCUGUGGAGAAGUAUUUCAUAAUAAUGGUGUUUAAGCUUGUUGAAAGUAAUAUUUCUGUCUCCAUUAUUCCUGUUCUUUUCCAUUCAUCAGACAUUAUUUCCCCACUUUUAUUUUCCUCACUGAAUCUGAGCCAAAGCAACAUUGGAUUAUCAGCUUCCUAGUUUAUCUAAAGCAUCAAGUGUGAUUAUCCGCAGUCAUUUCAGCAGUCCGGGAAACAGGUUAUCAUACAAAAUCUGACCCAAAAACCCCAAAACUGUGCUUGUGACUCUUUUUAUUUAAUAAAUUAAGAAAAUCAGCUAUGAUCACCUUCACAAUAGUUCCCUUCUGAGUUGACCUACAGCUGUGUAUGAUACUUCUGGUGUUCAAUUCCACAGAUCAUUUUCUGAAAGGCUGAUGGAUUCAGGUUGGGGAUCUCUGUCAUUUUUGCUUUCACAUCUUCUACCAGCAAAAAAUGGAUUCUUGAGCACUGACUUGAUCUUUGGGAAGAGGAAGAAAUCGCAGGGAAACGGGUCUGGCAAACGGGAUGGAUGCUAAAGAACAGUAAUGUUGUUAUUAGCUAAAAACUCCUUCACAGAUAAACAGUAGUUAACUUGCUGUUCAGUCUUCCACAACGACUUUUUCCAACUAGGUAUGUCUCUAUUUGAGCAUGCGUCAACCCAUACUGAGUGAAGCAAUUGUGCUGAGCCUUGGCUGCCUACAACAGGUUAGAGUAUGUUCCAUAACUUUCUGUGUUUCCCCUCCUACUCUUGGUUCCCGAGCUCCCAGGUUAGACUCAAUUUUUUUUUUGUGCUGGACCUCAUAUACUUGUGCCUUUCUGGAUACCUGUGAAGAUACAGAACACAGUAUUACAGGGUUCACUGUGUACUUGUAUUUUCAUUUUGCUUUCUUAACUACAAUGUAGGCAACUAUUUUUCUUAGGAACAGACAGCUACAGCUUUAGAAUCCCAUGAGCUGCCUGCCAAAGUCUGUUGAUUGCAAUGGCAACUCAGUAAUGUGCUAAAAAUGACUUGCUAGUGUAUUUAUGAAGGCCAGAAUUUUGUGUGGAGGAUGUGUCUUGAGCUUCCCUGCUUUGGAAGGGUAGGAUGCAUAUUAUGGCUGCACUAUGGAAAUGCCUCAAGAGGUGGUAUAUCCCAGCCCUACAUUUACCUUUUGUGGCAAACAGGAUGUCUUAGCCUUUGCUGAGGGUUUUCCAGCGCAGAUGAACUGCAUCAGCUCAGCGCUGGGUUUGGGCGGGUCAAAAGUAGGCCAAAUACUUGGGCAGUUUCUCACUUCUAAUUAUUUUUAAAAGUUGGCUUGGGAAGGAUUGACUACUCGGCAGUCAAAACAGUGCCCACAGCUAAGCAUAGUCCAAGUUGUGCCAUGGCACCAAGCUUCUCUGGACUGCCUACCUGAGACCUUCUGUAGGCACCAGAGCUCAGAGUCCUCCCUGUCCUUCCCCAGCAUCUUUCCAGCACCACUGGUCACAGUGGUGCCAACAGAGAGUGGCAUUCUCUCAUUCCCUGUACACGUGCAUUGGAACAAUGGCCCCUGCAUUGGCCAAGGGAUUUCCUGGCCACAUAUGGUGUCAUGCUUGCAAAAGGGGAAAAUUCCUUCCCUCAGGCCUUGAUCACACUAGUAAAUUCAUUAAAUUUGACUUCAGUGAUUAGGAAAGCUUAGAGCUGAAUAACCUUACUGUAUUCAGCCAUCAGAGUACAUCUUGUCUCCUGCCUUAUUUAUAAGGUGCCACAUUCCAGUCUCAGCUGCAGUUUCUUGUUUCUCAGACUGCUUUUUUUUUUUUAAAAAGAAAAAGACAAUUUAUCCUAAGCAGUGCACAUGUAUCUAGUUACCAAGAGAGUGAGAAAGACAGACAGCUCAUUUUAAAAACUCCUUGUUCUGAUGUAGCACAUGAUGACUUCCAGAGUCUUAAGGAUGCCUUGCAAAAAAAAGCAAUUGUUUCAACAUAAGCACAUCUAUAAUUCAGGAAAUAAUUUUAUGCUUAGCCUCUUUAAAGCAGUCAGCUUAUGCUCCUGGAUCCCCCUACGUGGCGGAGAUUUUGUGAAUCUAAGGAGGCAGUGAUUCUCUUGACACAUACAGACAAGAUGCUGACUGAGAAAACUGAAGACAUACUCUCUUCAGAAAAUUGUUUGUAUUGUUUUGCUGUUAUCCAUUAGAAACAGACCUCUGAUUUGGGAAUGCUAUUCUGUGUUCUCUGAUAUUUUAACAGCUCCAGUGUUCAUAUACGAAGUAUAUAGAAGCCGUAGCAUUUUGAAAUGGGAGAAAUUAGCACUGCGUCUUUUAGCAAUACAGGACCACAUAUGUAAUUGCUUCACCUAGAGCCAGCCUCCUUUUGCUGGUGAAGUGUAGCACCUGGCUCUUCAAUUAGUCCCUGUCUAGGAGGCUGCUUGAUGUGUAACCUACCACUCAGUGAAGUGUGUGCGGUGGCAAUCCAGUGCUCUGUUAUGACAAGUGCUGAAGCAAGUAUUUACUAAUGCAUGAACCACAAUCGCAGUUCAUCUCUUGAUGUUGCACUUUAUUUCAAUGAGAAAAAUGGCCUUCUGGUUCCAACUGACUUAACGACCUUAAGUUACUACUUUUUCCUCAACCUGUGGCCAAGCAGAGGGAGAAGGCAGUCCCAGUUCCCACACAUAUUCAGGAAUCCAGGUCCUGCCCAGGAACUUAAGGAACGAGUUAGUUUUGUAGAUAUAGAGAAGAAGCUCAAGAAGCUCUUGAGCUUGAUGCAGCAGACAUGAGUGAUUUCUACCUGAUUUAAUUAGGCUGUAAUACAUAGUGCCACUCUCCUAGGACUAUUUCCUAUAUGACAUUCACACACAAAAAAAUGAAAGAAGGCAAAAUUGGAAAAGCAAAGCUAAGCUGCCCCUGAGAAUGGGGACCCUACAGAAUGGUAUCCAUAGGCAUUGCUAUUUUCUGGGUAGGGAUUUGCAAUGCUAGCUAUUGAAUAUCGCUGUAAUAAGUUAUUAUCUAUCAUAAUUAGAUGUAUGCACUUUUAAUAAAGUGAAGUGGGUGCAUUUCUUGUCCAAACUCACUGCUCCCAAUAUUUAUGCCGUCCAUCUGCAGGGGGCAUCCUACUCCUGCUCCUGUGGGGACCACCACACAGGUUGGUGGGACAUAUCCUUCUAUUUGCAAAUCAUUAGGCUUCAUGGAGUGUGACAAGAGCCCUAAGUCACACAAUGACACCUCUCCCUACUCCUCAGCCGUACUGGUGGUUUUCAUUCCAAAUGAAUCGAAGCAAUGCCACAUCAAAACAAAUGCUUGCUAUAGGCAACAAAGUGAAUAGUUGUCUUGCCUGUACCCCAUUUCAGCCCUUUCCUCUGGACUAGAUCUUCUUCUUGAUCAGAAUGGCAAAACUGUUCUUGAUGUGCUUGUUUUAAUAGGAAAUGGUGGCAGUUGUGGGUUGUUUUCUCCUGUGGCCUUGCCACUAUUUGUAAUAGUGUCCUUAUCUCCACAGCAUGUGGGAGUAGUAUGUUCAUGUCAAAGCUAAGGGAAAAGUGAACUCGCUGGCAGCUAAUGGCAGGAAGGAAAUGGAACAUAAUUUUAUUAAAAAUUUUAUUUUAAAUAAUCUUCAAUGUUCUUUCCUUUUCCUUCCCCCCCCCCUUUUUUUUCUCUGUCCUUUUCAGACCUUCCUUACUAAAGCCUUUAUUCUUUGAUCACCUCUUCUUUCCUUAACUCAUGCUACCUUCAUUUUUGAUGGGAAUGGUCAAAAUCCUACUCACGUGCUUGCCUCUGGAACCCUUCUGCUUGAUCGGUCAGAUAGCUGGUUUUCCUCUGACCAUGCCCAAACAUGGGUAAAGAAUGUUGAAAUUCUGCUGUACUAGGGACAACUUGGUACGCUGGUUGAUUUCUACCUUUUCAGACUUAGUUUUAAUAUCAAUAGGAAAAAAAAAAUUCUUUGGUCUAGUCUUAUGUUUAUUUUCUUUAUGCUUUUUCUUUUAAAUAAUCUUUACCUGGGCAAAUAUGAUUGUGCUUCUCCAUGAUGUGCUUGUAAGAACUGUCAGCUUCUUCUAACUGGUGAGCGAGUGUGCCGGUCUCUUGUGCAAAAUGUCUGGCCCCUCUACGGUAUGGUUUUCUGCUCAGCAUGCAUCUCAGAAAAAUCACACAGACAUAGCAGAAGCUUAUCAGGCUUUUUGUUCUGUUUAUGUGUCACUCCAGAGUGAUUCUCCUCCAUCUGCCUCCUUUGAUCAUGCAACAGCUUUGGGAGAAAAGAAAAUAAGUGGCUGAGCCUUCAAAGCACUAAGCAGCUCUUGGGAGCUUUGUCUCUCUCUAGCUUACUGCUGCACAUCACAGAUCCGGGAAAAGGGAAAGGUGGGGGAUGUGUCAUGAACAGAAAGACCCCAACCAUUGCUUUGCUGGUAGAAGUAACGUUUCAUUGGUGGCUUAUUCCAGACAUUGCAUCACAUGUCAGGUGAAGUGUAAAACAUACACAGACAUCGGUAAUUUUAUAGGAGCUGCCCUCCUUUCUUAUGGGCUCUUCCAAGCUCUUUUUGUUUCUCUUCCUGGUGCUGGGGCAGGGGACAGCCCCAAGACGGAGAUUCCUCACCGUUUCCUCCCAGAGCAGCCAUGGGACUACCCUUUGUAAUUGGUGCCAUCUAGCUACCCUCACACUAUAGGUUGCAUGUGCUCUGUGUCCUGUAACUCUAUUGGAAAAUGAAAUAAUCAAGGGUUAAAAUCCUUUUCCAAGUGAACUUGGGAGCUGCCAGCCUUGGCUGCUGGCCUGUCCAGUGCACUGGGGAGAGGAACAUGGAAUAUGACUGCCAGCGUUUGUCUGUAGAAAUCUCCACAAGGUGAAACAUGCUUUCACAGUGUGAAAAGGUUAUUUUUCUUCUACCCAUAUUAUUUUGUGCUGUAAACCCCAUGCCAGUCAUUUGGAUGCAGCUGGCUUUUUGAGAGCAGGAGGCUUUUGAAAGAUUUUAGAAAGUCUAGAAAACUAUAUAGCUGAAGACUUGUGUUCUGCAUCUCCCAUGCAAACAUUCUGACAGUCCGUGGAGGUUUUGGUGUCCUCUCUGAGUCAGUGAGCAGAACAUUUUGCUACAAACCAGAGGCUUGCUUUUGUGCCACUGUUACAGGUACUUUGCUUCUGCACGGCUUUAAGAACAACUACGGCUUUGCAGCCUUGCACUGUAAAAAUCCAGGAUGCAUUGUGAGGGAACAUGAUUCUCCUAUGGACACAAAUACUCAUCAAGCUUUAAUUGUGUGCUAAUGAAAAUACAACGUACAAAAGCACGGAAUCUGGUUUGUGAGACAGUCGCUGCUAGCUCAGUGGAGAUUUAUUCUGAGUAAGAACUGACCUGUUGUUUUAUUGCAAAACAUAAAGGUUAUGCAAAAAAAAAAUCACUUUGUUUAAUGAUAUGCUUCUGUCUUAUGACAGUUUACAAGUCUAACUGUGCAUUACAUGAUUGUGUCACAGAAUAGGGAAAGUACUUACUGUGUUUUAUAAUUCAUCAGCAUGUCUCUCUGGAUUUACUGUGCUCAAAUGGAUAGAGCAGAAGGUAACAACAAGUCAGGGGGUUGAGGUUUUACUCCUGCCACCGCCAUGAGUCAGUUUGGGUAAGUCAUUUAACCUUCCUGUUUCUCAGUAUCCUUAUCUGUAAAACGGGGACAAUAUUGUCUCCCUAUAUACAUACAGGUAACAUGCUUUGUGUUUUGAGGCCAGAAACUGCUGUAUAUUAGUUAUUUAUGAGUUUCUUGUCGUGCCUUGUAAUGUUGCUUUGAUAUAGUAUCCUGCUUCUUUUGGAAACAGUUUUUGAAGGACAGUGGGAGUAGCCAUCUCCAGUGUUUUUUAUUUUAGCUGGCUUAAACUGAGAUAGUAAAGAGUGCUGGAUGGUAAGUUUCUAAUGAGCGAGUUUGCACUUAGCAUGCUUCUUUUCCAUUUUUGUGCUAUCUUGUAUUAAAAUUUUAACUCAGGUGAUGUAUCCAGUCAAUGAAAGCAUUCAGGUGGUUGCCAUCCCUCCAGAGAAUAAUAUUUUUCUGAAUUUUAUAGCAGUUGUAUUCCAUCAUAUUGAGUUCAUGGUGUACAGAGUGUUUCAUUUGGGAGAGUCCAUCUCAGAAAUACCUCUUCCUGUCACCCCUGUUCUAUCAUUGGGGUAUCUUUCACAACAUCCCACCUCUUGAAUUUGUUGAUGCAAAAGGUUUCUGGGGAAUGAAGCCAAACAUCUGAGGGAGAAGACUCUCCGGCCUUCACAAUAGCACCUCCUCUGGCCACUUGGCAAAUGAGAGAUGAAAACUGAUAAUGAACGAGGACAACAGUUACUGAAGAGUUAGGGAACUGGAGGUGUCUCCUGCAAAAAGGAAUGAUGUUAAGAAUAAGUUGUCACAUGGGUUGGUGAUAAAUGGGCUUAUGAAGGAAAGGCUGAGUUUCCAUUGGGCUGUAUAGCGGGUAUUCACUUGCUGCUUCCUGGAGAUGAUGGGGAAAAUGAUAAAGGACAGAUCCUGAUCUCCUCUGCACUGAGUUUACUCCAGGUGAACAAAGGUGUGACAGAGGUCAGAAUCUGGACCAAUCCAUAAUAUCUUUAGUCCCCUUAGUAGAACGGUAAAGUCAAAUAACAAAUGCACGUAUUCAGACAACAUUUUAUGGGCAUCCAGAGUUCCAGUAUUUGUACAUAUCCUAUUAUCUGAACUCACAUCUGUUCCAGGACUUGUAAUAACAUCACAAAGGGCUCUUUUAUGCUGCCUGACCCUGUGCAUAAUGCCCGGAGCUGUGCAUCAUGAGUCUGCCAGCUAGCAAAAGGAAUCCGAGGCAUGCAGCAGCACCCAUGAAAUGAAGCUAUAUGUUUAACAGAGAAUCAGGGUCCAGGUAAUCAGCAGUGAGGGGAGACAGGGGAAUGGGGAGGGUUUUUUCUUUUGUAACAAAGUGAGAAAGUAUUUUCUUCCCCGAUUUUCUUGCAUUUCUUAUUUAUACAAAGUAUCUUGAUCACUGUGUUGCUAAACAAGGAUAUUUUAAACUGGGGGAAGGAGGAAAUCUGUAUACAGUGAAAGAGCUGGUUACUGUUCCUUCUGGACACUUUUUCUGUAUUGUGACUUGUGUGGAAAUGUACAGAAUAAAAGUGAA